Messenger RNA from Pyrus x bretschneideri (Chinese white pear), 1682 nucleotides. RefSeq names its product probable beta-1,3-galactosyltransferase 12. The record is from RefSeq and is a predicted model, not a curated record. Bases 164 to 1276 code for a protein of 370 amino acids. Lineage: Eukaryota; Viridiplantae; Streptophyta; Magnoliopsida; Rosales; Rosaceae. Gene Ontology annotation, molecular function: hexosyltransferase activity. The transcript is spliced from 7 exons. Gene Ontology annotation, cellular component: Golgi membrane.
CUGAUAGAAAGAAAAGUAAAUGAAAAACCCAAAAAAGAAAGAAAUCAAAGUGAAACUGAAAGGAACUAAAACCCAAGUUGAAUGGUAACUUCCAACCUCUCAAAUCUUCAGCAGCCCUGAGAUCUAGGACACUUCACACUGCACACUGUGGGAAGUGACAAAAAUGCCACUCUUUUUCCACCGCCAAUCUUCUCUCCCCACCGCCACCGCCACCGCCACCUCGCCCUCCUACUCCUCCAAGCUCCUCAAGCCCCUAAAGCCCCAUCCUGCCACUGUCCCCACCCGCACUCCCCUGCCCAUUAUCGUCUUUUCACUCGUCUCCCUCUUCAUCGGCCUCGCCGGAACCAUCUUCACCGUCGCCGCCUUCCGCCGCCCGACCCCCAUUCCCAUUUUCCGAUGCGGCAAAUCGGACGACACAUUCCGGGGGUUCUACUCUCUGUCGAAGUCUCGGCAGGUCGGUGAUAAAAUUGGUGGCUUGGUUGAUCGGCCCAAGCUUCUUGGGUUCGUCGGAAUUCAGACCUGGUUCGGCUCGGCCGAUCGCCGUGCAGCGUUGCGGAACACUUGGUUUCCUUCCGACCCAGCUGGCCUUUUGAGGUUGGAACAAGCUACUAGUUUAGCAUUUAGGUUCGUUAUCGGGCGGUCGAAGGAUGCAAAGAAGAUGGCGGAGCUUCAGAAAGAGAUCGAUAAGAACAGAGACUUUUUGGUUAUUGAUAUCAAUGAAGAAUAUUUAAACCUUCCGUGGAAAACGUUGGCAUUUUUCAAAGCAGCAUUUCAACUUUUCGAAGCAGAUUACUACGUCAAAGCCAAUGAUGACAUUUAUUUGCGUCCAGAUCGACUAGCAACGCUUCUAGCCAAGGAACGAACACAUCCACAAACCUACAUUGGAUGCAUGAAGAAAGGACCAGUAGUCACUGACCCUAAAAUGAAAUGGUAUGAGAAAUCAGGACAUCUAAUUGGGAAUGAAUACUUUCAGCAUGCUUUUGGUCCUAUUUAUGUUCUGUCUGCAGAGGUGGUAGCUUCAUUAGCAGUCGCUAGAAAUAACAGUUUGAGAAUGUUUAGCAAUGAGGACGUCACGAUUGGAUCAUGGAUGCUUGCUAUGAAUGUCAAUCAUGAGGAUAAUCGGGCAUUAUGUGACCCUCGUUGCACGCUCACAUCCAUUGCAGUGUGGGACAUCCCAAAAUGUUCAGGUUUGUGCAACCCAGCUAUUAGGCUGAGAGAGCUUCAUGCGAUGAGAAUGUGCUCCAAAAGUCCGACGCUGCCUCCUGAUGACAGAUAAUGAACUACGGCAUACAAUGCCCUCCAACGACAGUAAUAGAGGAAGGUCAGUUGGCUUCAUUGACAGUACCUUGUUUCUUAAAAGAUAAAAUGAAGUCUCCUGCAGCCAGCUACGGAGAACUUGAGAGAGUAUUUUAUCCAUUUAUCGGCACUUCUUGUACAAGUGAUGUAUUAUAAACAGAGCAUUUUUCUACGAUCCACUCCGUCUGAGGGAAAUCGAAGUGCAAUCUUCGAUUUCACUGCAUAUGUACAAUACCAGUCAUACAAGAAAUACAUGAAUAUACCAGUGUGUUUGUGCAGAAGACAUGGAUUUGAAGACUAUAUGUUGGUGUUGUAAUUGUCCUGUGACUGUCCAGUUUCUGUUUUAUGACAUACAGAAAUUGUCACUAUUGAUUUUGUCACGGAAA